GGAUAUGGGUUUGCUUUACUCGUACUUAUUAGAUUUUGGAUUAUUUUGCAUUUGAUUUUCUUCAAAGGUUUUAAAAUUACUAAUUAAUGAACACAGUGUUAUUAAUAUUGGUAGAAUAAUAGAGUAUAAGAUAAGAAGCAACGGUUCAUCGGUUAAGUUAUGUCGUACAAUAUUAAAUCGAUAACUUUGUAGUUGAAAGGCUUCAGAUAAUUAAAUUACCACUACAAAUGUUUCAAAAGUAUUGCAAAUACGAUUUCAAUGACGAAAUGGAAGAAGAGCAACAAAAAAAAUUGUAUUAUUGUUCGUAUGCAGGCUGCGCAUCAUAUUUUGAUAGACCCUAUAGAUUAGCACAGCACUUUCUGGCUCACAAUAACAUAAGACCAUUUCCUUGCAAUCAGCCUAAUUGCAACAAAGCAUACACAAACAAGAGUCACUUGGAUCGCCACAUGAAUUCUGUGCACUUGCCUCAAGAAAAGGAUGUAGUUUACAGCUGUUCACAAUGCAUGAAACCAUUUGCAAACCGUCAGAAUCUCAAAAGACAUAUUAAUACUGUCCACGCUGUUCAGUUUACAUGUGAUCUGUGUAAAAUGACCUACAAAAAGAAAAAUCAACUUACAGCCCAUAUGUAUCAACACACGGGUAUAAAAGCUUUCAAAUGCGAUAUUUGCACAGAUACAUUUGUUAGUCUUUACCUAAAGAAGAGACACAUGAGAUAUCACAAAACUUACAAAUGUGAAGAUUGUGAUUUAGUUUUUAAUCACUGGUCAAAAUAUCAGAAACACAAAAAAUCUAAACAUGUUCAGAGUUACUCAUCAACUCCUCAACAACUUAAAUCAUUAAAAUCAUUAUUUGAGAGCAAUGUCACAGUUUUACAACCGAAAUUUAAUUUACGGCUCCCCGGCGGUGAGCGUCACAUGUGGCAGUCACCUUCGGCCGAAGACUACGCCGAAGUGUUUGUUUGUAAUGAAUGUAAGAGAACAUUUAAAGAAAGAGGUCACAUAGUAAGACAUCUGAAAACACAUGGCCAGAAAAAAAUUACCAAAACAUUCCCUUGUCCCUAUGAAAAUUGCCCAAGGUUUUACUCCAGGAAGAGUAAUCUUAAGCAGCAUAUUUUAGUAAGCCAUAUGCAAAUAUACCACAAAUGCACACUUUGUGAGGCACAACUAUCCACUAAGGCUAAGUUAAACUAUCACAUGCAAUUGCAUUAUAAAGUAAAACCAGAAGUAGUACCAAAAACUGGCAAGGAGCGGAAGCCUCGGAAAGAUGAAGGAACUUUCAAAAUAUCAACAGCUCUCAAAUUAUCUGGACUGCCUGUCCCUCCUGAAAAACCUGUUACUUCAAACAGACCUGUGAAUUUGUCUGUAAAACCUGAACACAUAGAGGUUGAAGUAGAUGUUCAUGUCUGAACAGUAUUUAUUAAAACUAUUUUGUAGUUUUUAAGGAAAUCUUAUUAAAAUAAGAAUGAGAUUGCUUGGUCCCCUACUGCAUUCUAAUAAAUAUCUUCUUGAUCGCAUCUUUUGAUGCUGGUGUACCAAGUUUAUUAAAUUAGUAUGGUAUUAAUAAAGCAUUGACAGACGACAUCGUGUGAAUGUAGUCAUUUGCACUAUGUCUGUAGACUCUGCUUGGAUUAUAACUUCUAGCAUUCUAGACGGAUAGAUGUUGUAUUUUGUUGAUUAGUAAGAAUUUAUAAAAACUAGAGAAGUAAGUAUACUGACACCUUCAUGUUUAUUAUUAUUUUUAGAUAUUUUUUCAAUUUUUGCUUACAUUAGGUAAAAGAAGUUGGUAUUCUUUUUACAUAUUUACUAUGUAGUAGAGUAAAACCAAUAUGAAAGCCGCCUCUAUUUUUAAUGCAUUAAACAAUAAACAUGAAAGUGAUUAUCAAAGUAAAUUAAAUAAAAUUCUUGACAUUUAGUUAAUAAGAAAACUAAAAACGUUUCCUAUUCAUACUAAGCUUAUCUUUUUAAUAUAGAUAUUCAUAAUUAAAUGUAAUCUUAAGCAUUUAAAUAAAUAUUGGUUUAAUUGUAGUUAUUAGCAAAUUGAAUCAUUUAUGCUGGCAUUUAGUAAUCGAUAAUACUGCGGAGUGAAAAUUAUUUGAAUUGUAAUAGAGAUUUCUUAAUAAAUUAACAGUUGAGAAUAAAAUAAUGUUUCUCUACA
Molecule: messenger RNA, 2154 nt
Organism: Spodoptera litura
Lineage: Eukaryota; Metazoa; Arthropoda; Insecta; Lepidoptera; Noctuidae
Product: transcription factor IIIA
Biological process (GO): regulation of transcription by RNA polymerase II
Cellular component (GO): nucleus
Molecular function (GO): DNA-binding transcription factor activity, RNA polymerase II-specific; RNA polymerase II cis-regulatory region sequence-specific DNA binding
Source: RefSeq, a predicted model, not a curated record